Portunus trituberculatus (swimming crab) is the source of this 2566-nucleotide messenger RNA. It is a transcript of the gene Adat1, whose product is annotated as tRNA-specific adenosine deaminase 1-like. Gene Ontology annotation, molecular function: adenosine deaminase activity; RNA binding. The transcript has a single exon. Lineage: Eukaryota; Metazoa; Arthropoda; Malacostraca; Decapoda; Portunidae. The record is from RefSeq and is a predicted model, not a curated record. Gene Ontology annotation, biological process: RNA processing. Bases 209 to 1639 code for a protein of 476 amino acids.
CUAUUGGCAAAAAUGCAUCUGAACAGUAUAGUGAAGAUGAAGAAGAUGAUGAUAAUUAUGAUGAUGAUGAUGAUGACAAUGAUGAUGAUGAAGAGGAAGAUGAUGAUUCUGAAAUGAAUGAUGACUAUUCUGAUGCUAUGAUUCAUUAGCUACAUGUAUUCUUAUCAGACUUUGUGUUCAUUUUCAUUUUUUACUAAUAGUUAUUUAAAUGGAGAUGUGUACAGAAGAGUUUGCUAACAAGAUUGUACAGUUGUGCAUAUCAAAAUAUAACAGCUUAAAGAAAACAGGAAAACCAAAGAAUGAAGCUGAAUGGACUCUGCUGUCAUGCUUUGUUCAAGAAAAGCAGUGCAGUCAUAAACUAAAAGUUGUUGCUCUUGGAACUGGAUCAAAAUGUAUUGGUUCCCACCAGCUGCCUUCCACUGGGGAUGUCCUUCAUGACAGUCAUGCAGAAGUUGUUGCUCGAAGAGCAUUUGUGUUGUAUCUUAUUACUCAAGUGAGAAAGGCAACUGAGGGACACAAUAGUAUAUUUGAAAUAAAAGAUGGAGCAUAUUAUUUGAAAUCUGGCAUACUGUUUCAUUUCUACACAAGUCAUACACCUUGUGGUGAUGCUUCAAUAUUCUUGAAGCAGGAAUGGCUAGAGUGUGUUGGUAAUAUUCUAGAGACUAAAGAAGGACCAACUACAAGCCUGUCAAGUCUUAUAGGAGAUUCAGAUCUAGAGCCCCCAAUUAAGAAAAGAAGAUGCCAAGGCAGUUCUGAUUUUGAAGAUCAAAUUGCCUUGCAGGACACUAAAAAUGCCCAUGUAAAAUUUGAUAACAUGAGAAAGAUGGAUGACCUAGAAAAAGAGAAAAAUAUAACAGAAUGCAUAGAUGAAGUGAGUGAGGUUUUAUCUGACACUUUCCGUACUGGAGCAAAAUGUGUCGCUGGGGAGGCACCAGAUCCAAAGCUUCCAGGCAGUAAAUAUCAUGUAACAGGAGUCCUGCGCACUAAACCUGGCCGUGGUGAUCCCACACUUUCUCUUUCUUGCAGUGAUAAGAUCUUUAGGUGGACCAUUCUUGGAGUGCAAGGAGCUCUACUCAUGAUCUUACUUAAAAAGCCAGUGUAUAUAACCACAAUUGUUAUUGGACAGUGUCCCUACAGCCAAGAAGCCAUGAAGCGAGCCAUUUAUGGUAGGUUUGAGGAUGGUUUAAACAAUCUUAAUCUACCAGAAGAAUUUUCUGUACAAACACCAGUGUUAGUACAGUCAAGUAUCGACUUCGCUCAUUCUCGAAUUAACAUUGCUAAAACUUCCUCAGAAGGAAGUAAGUUAAUGCCAACACCCACAAGUAUAAUCUGGAGUGAUACUAUUGUGCACAAAGAAAGUCAAGAAGUUGCAACAAAUGGGCGUAGGCUAGGCUGUACAAAAAAGAAUAUAGGGACGCCAAAGAGUUGGGUUAGUAUAUGUCGUAAAGCAAUAUCUUGUGUGAUGCUUGAUCUUUUGAAAGACACAAAGUGGCAGCCAAUAGAUUUUAAUGAACUCACAUAUAAUGACUUGAAAUAUUAUUCAAAGUCAUAUAAUCAGGCUUGGAAUAUUUUAAAAUCCAAAUGUUUAUCAAACUGGACAGUUAAACCUAAACACGUUAAAGAUUUUAAGGUGAAGUAACUGUAUACCUCAGAACAUUCAGAGAAUACAGUUUUCUGAAGAAUGCCUUAAUCUUAGAUACUUGUAAGUUGAUGUAUGAUGGUUUUUAAAUAAGUUGAUGUAUGAUGGUUUUUAAAUAGAGACUAAGAAGUUCAUGGAAUUUAUGCCACCUGCAAAAAGUUUCAGAAAGAGAAUUUUGAACAGCUCUAUUAUCAAAAUGUAGGCAAUAUACCAUCACUGAAUUUGUAUAUUGCCUCUUAGACAAACUCAAGAAAUGAAGAGGCAGAGAGCAUAUUUGGCCAUGAAAUUAAAAUAAGGUUAACAUAUUAUGGUUAAGUGAAAAUAAAGAUAGUAACUAACAGUAACAAAUUAGCAACUCAUGUAAAAAGAUAUAGAAAAUAUGCAUGGGACGUGAUGACAAAGACAAGCAGCCAUGGCAAAGACUCAUGAUGAAGGCUACCUUUUUGUAGAGGAUAGUGAUGUUUUUAUGAAGAAGACUCGUACCUUAAAUCCCAUCUUAAUUACUGUGUCUACACCAAUGAAACUCAUGCAUGACCAAAUACACAAUCUCUACAUAAACAGCAGUGAUCAAGAUGUGAAGCUGCCAAUUAUUGAAUCAUGGAUGGCUACAUAAUUAAAAUACAUAAUAAAAUACAAAUAUUGGAGUGGCCAAAGAAAAUAAUUGAUGAAAAGAAGGCAGAAGCUCCAAAUUCUGGACACCUGGGUAUUACAACUAGAAAAAAAUCACUCAAAUUAAAUUGCAUGACCCAAAAAGGAAAAUGCAAUAUGAAAACUAUGCAACUGAUUGUUAUGUAAAUUUGAUAAAUGAUUCUUCACUUCAUGAGGUUUUGAACUAAGGAUAAUUUUGCAUUAUAUGUUUCACUAAAUCAUAAGUCAUAUACUAUGUUUCUUAACUGUUUUAAGCUGAAUAAAAGUAAAAGAUUAUUA